AGUAAAUAGCCGCCUGGCAGAAGGGCCCAGCUGCCGAGAUCUCUGGCCGCCCAGCGGGCUCAGCAAGGGGCCGCCGGUCUUCCGAACCCCUUCCCAGGAAGGCUGAAAGGCGGAUGAGCAAAUUCUCCAACUGUUAGCCACCAGCGACACAAGGCUUCGGAUCUGGCCUCCGAAUGCGAUACCUGGCAUCUGGUGAGAUUGUUAAGGGGUUCUAUUUUAUCCCCAAACUCUCACAUAUGAGUUACCACCAAAUCUAAACCGCCUAGGCGGUGGCCGCUCUGGUCUUGGCCGCUUUCGGCUGCCUGUUCCCGGCUGUGUUCCUCUUCUAGGGUCCCUUAUCCAGCUCGGUGCCUAGGCCUAAGGAUGCGAGGGCAGGAGCAGAAUUUCAAACUUCUCAAGGGCCCGGGAGAACGAAGAGCUUCUCCGCCUCUUCCAGCCUCCUGCCCAGCCCCGCGGCUCUCUGGUGCUGUGGACCUGCCACCAAAGCCUCCUCGCCAGGAAGGAGGCCUGGUUGAGCUAACGGAGAUAACUCGGAAUAAUUGUUUUUCACACACAACUUCUAGCCCUUCCCCCCAUUUCCUUACCCAACUUUGGGACUGGCAAAGCUCAAGGAGGGAAGGUCAGGCAACUAAAUCCUUGAUCACACUCUCCAGAGUUAAAAUAAUAGUAAUAAUAAUAAGUGAUGAUGAUAACAAUGUCAGAGAGAAGGACAUAAAUCGAGGAAAUAACCGCGCUCUAGCAAAGUGGGCAAAAGACUGAAACCUAUCUUCCUAAAGGUUCAACCCUGCGGGUGAGCCGCGGCCCGGGUUUCUGUCUUGCCUAGCUGUUGCACAGAGCCAGCUGGGAAGCUGCGACGCCGCCAUGGCGGCCUGCUGCCCGCGCUCCCGUCAAUCGCCGGGAGGUGGCGCGCUCUGCUCAGAGGCCAACGCCAACCUUCUCCCUGUUUCUCCCCCGUCUCUCCUUCUCCCCCCCCCUCUCGGAGGCUCGCAUUGAAUCGGCCCUAACGAUUCUCGGAUCGUCAUUAUUUGUAACCAUAGAGCAUGAAUUACCUCUUGAGGUCAUCAGCGAGAAUUUACGACUGGUCAACAAAAGCACGUGAUUCCCUAACGCCCCCCCAUCCCCCUUCCAACCCCCCCCAUAUUUGGCCGCAUACAUAGCAAAACGAAGUACAGUGCAUCGCUAUAAUUCAUUAAUACAUCAUAAAUCGUGAAGCACAGGGUUAUAACGACCACGAUCCACAAAUCAAGCCCUCCAAAAUCACCCAAAUGAGCUCGUACUUUGUAAACUCCUUCUCGGGGCGUUAUCCAAAUGGCCCGGACUAUCAGUUGCUAAAUUAUGGCAGUGGCAGCUCUCUGAGCGGCUCUUACAGGGAUCCCGCUGCCAUGCACACCGGCUCUUACGGCUACAAUUACAAUGGGAUGGAUCUCAGCGUCAACCGCUCCUCGGCCUCCUCCAGCCACUUUGGGGCGGUGGGCGAGAGCUCGCGCGCCUUCCCCGCGUCAGCCCAGGAGCCCCGCUUCAGGCAGGCGACGUCCAGCUGCUCCCUGUCCUCGCCCGAGUCCCUGCCCUGCACCAACGGCGACAGCCACAGCGCCAAGCCCGCUGCUUCGUCCCCUUCCGACCAGGCGACCCCAGCCAGCUCCAGCGCCAAUUUCACCGAAAUAGACGAGGCCAGCGCAUCCUCGGAGCCUGAGGAAGCGGCAAGCCAGCUAAGCAGCCCGAGCCUGGCCCGGGCACAGCCAGAGCCCAUGGCCACCACUACAGCCGCGCCCGAGGGGCAGACUCCACAGAUAUUCCCCUGGAUGAGGAAGCUUCACAUCAGCCACGAUAUGACUGGGCCAGACGGGAAAAGGGCCCGGACCGCGUACACUCGCUACCAGACCCUGGAGCUGGAGAAGGAAUUCCACUUCAAUCGCUACCUGACCAGGCGACGACGCAUCGAGAUCGCCCACGCGCUCUGCCUGUCCGAGCGUCAGAUCAAAAUCUGGUUCCAGAACCGUCGCAUGAAGUGGAAGAAAGACAACAAACUGAAAAGUAUGAGCCUGGCUACAGCCGGCAGCGCCUUCCAACCAUGAGCCCAUCCGGAGGAGCCCUGGGCGGCCCAAGAGCCUGCACCACCCCCAGCCCGACCCUUCCAAUCCUCCCCGCACUGCCGCAGCCCGCUGGGGACCUGUUCCCACGAGCCUGUCUCGCCCCAGCCUUGUAUUACAAUUUUUCGUUUGGUCUUAGGUCUUCCCAUGGCUCCCUCUCUCCUGGACUGGUUAUCUUGUUAUUAUUGUUAAUAAUAAUAAUUAUUAUUAUUAUUUCCCCUCCACGCUCCCCACUUCCCUCGGCUCGCCCCCAAUUGCCAGUGUUUCUGAAUGUCCUCGUGUCUGUGGGUGCACCCCUCCCCCCAGGAAAAAGAAAAAAGAAAAAGAAACUCGCAUGUUUAAUGUGACUUCCCUGCCCCUGUCUGUGUUCUAACUUAUUUAUAAAAGGAUGAGGGCUGUAUUUUGAGUUUCAGCUGGAAACUUCCAUAAGGGGCAGCAGUUGAGGUUGGGUAGUGCUGGGCCCAGCUGAGCUGGCCUGAGAAAUGGAGUCUCUGUGAUUGUGUCUCUUUUCACCCACCUCAUCCUCCUCAGCUCCCACUCCCUAGGCCCAGGUCUCCCAGGGGCUUGUUCCUGGGGUGGGAAGGGGCCAGGGAAGGACCAAAGUGUGGAUGUUGGGGAGGAAAAGAGAGUCCAGCCGGCUGCUGCCUGGUAGGCCACACAAGGCCUCCUCUAGGAGUGUAUGACAUCAGAAAUAACCCUCAGCGUAAAAUGUCUUGUGAUUUUUUUCUCUGUGAAUCUGUGGGUCUGGCUAGAAGGCCCAAAGCUUGUAAAUAUGGGUUAUAGUCUGGGUCAGGCCCAUCACUUCCUUCCUUAUCCAUUUCCAAGACCAUUUGUGCUAAGCAGGUGCUGCUGUGCUACUGCUCCGUGUGGAAUCUGUCUUGGCCAGGCCUGUCUCAGUGGUUAGCUUUUGGUAUGUGUGUAGCUUUCCUUGAAGUCAAAUAAAUGUCUCCCCCACUC
Molecule: messenger RNA, 3047 nt
Organism: Peromyscus eremicus (cactus mouse)
Lineage: Eukaryota; Metazoa; Chordata; Mammalia; Rodentia; Cricetidae
Gene: Hoxb5
Product: homeobox B5
Exons: 2
Coding region: 1266-2075 (269 amino acids)
Biological process (GO): anterior/posterior pattern specification; regulation of transcription by RNA polymerase II
Cellular component (GO): nucleus
Molecular function (GO): DNA-binding transcription factor activity, RNA polymerase II-specific; RNA polymerase II cis-regulatory region sequence-specific DNA binding
Source: RefSeq, a predicted model, not a curated record